UCCAGCGAUUCAGACGUGGACCUCCAGCAGCUCAUCCUCGAGGCUUACGACCGCUUACUGGUGGAGAACUACUGCAUCAUCGCUUCCUCAGCCCUCAUCAUCGCAGACUACUUCUUCACGCUCCCCGAGGAGAUCGAGAGGAUAUGGCGGCGACGCUUCACGGGCGCCACCAUUAUCUUCUUCAUCACCCGCUACGCCGCGGUCCUCGAGAGGAUCGUCUUGUUGGUCAGCGUGCUCCUGCCCACCGUGGAGGACAAGGUGAUCCUCUUCUUCCCUUCCAGAUGCGUCCCAGUCUUACGCCUUGAUGACACCAUGACAAACAUAAGCUAUCUAUCUUUCGGACUGUUCGCCUUGCUGCGCGUCCGGGGUAUCUGGCUUGACAACUCGAUACCCUUAUACUUCCUGGCCCUCCUCACUCCAAUCAGACCUAUCAUCAGCAUCUACUCUCAAGUCCACUACACGCCCAUAGCGUUCGGCGCGCCGCUCUAUGGGUGCGGUGCCGCGUACCACCUCGACUCGGAUGCGUACUACCGACUGAACUACGUCUCCCGCGCGGUGGGCAUCGCGAUCGACAUCACCGUCAUCGCGCUCACCUGGUACAAGACGUUCGGGAUCAAGCGCGACUCGCGCCGCCUCGGCCUCCGCGCGCCCUACGUGACGCUCCUCCUCCGCGACGGGACGCUCUACUUCGUUGUCAUCCUCGCCGUCCAGAUCUUCAGCAUCAUCUCCCUCUCCGUCGGCUCCACCUUCGUCCUCUUCGACGUCUGGCCCUUCUUCGAGCAGGUCUUCACCGCCCUCUCCCUCUACCGCUUCAUGCUCAACCUCCGCGGUGUCUACCUCGCCGACGCCGGCCCCUCGGACCGCUCCGCCUCCGCCUCCGCCCCCCUCACGUCCUCGAGCGCGACCUGGGCCGCGAUGCGCUUCGUCCCCGGCCCCGGCGCCGUCGUCGGCAACAUGGGCGCGCCCCUC
Epithele typhae is the source of this 969-nucleotide messenger RNA. RefSeq lists its product as uncharacterized. Lineage: Eukaryota; Fungi; Basidiomycota; Agaricomycetes; Polyporales; Epitheliaceae. The transcript is spliced from 9 exons. The annotation marks the transcript as partial. The record is from RefSeq and is a predicted model, not a curated record.